AUGAGAAUCGGAGGAAGAAGUAUUGGCAUGCCGUGUGAGGACCACAAGCGACGGCCACCUGCCGUUGAAUUACGAUCGUCGCAGUCCGACAAACCGAAAGUAGCUCCUGAUUACAGUUCGGUACUGUCGCCAGUAGAUCCGUGGUGGGAGAUACAUGAUCCCAAUCCAGACAUUCGUGCCUUGUUCAGGCAGUUCAAUCGAGACUACUUUUGGAAUACUAUCGGAAAUGUGGACGUGAAGUGGAGCAAAGAGCUGAUAUUACCUGCUGGUGCUUUCCACCCACGCCCGACAGGAUGCCAUACCAUUGAGCUGAGUGAACCGUUGCUGAAAUUCCGUCCGCGCCGAGAUCUGGUUCAGACACUGCUGCACGAGAUGAUCCAUGCGUAUCUCUGUGUUACCAAUGGUAAUCGCGAUGGUGACUGGCAUGGAGUGGCCUUCCACGAGCACAUGUUUCGCAUCAACACGCAAACGGGUGCCAGCGUAACGGUCUACCAUGCUUACAACGACGAAGUCGAGCACUAUCUGCAGCACAGCUCCAGCACCUCCACCGGCACUUCCACAGGGAGGCUUAUUCCCUGCCGCAUCGCGGUGGGUUUGGAACGGUUUGACUUGGAACCUCCUGGUUGA
This is a messenger RNA of Paramacrobiotus metropolitanus, 627 nucleotides long. RefSeq names its product DNA-dependent metalloprotease SPRTN-like. NCBI's taxonomy places the organism in Eukaryota, Metazoa, Tardigrada, Eutardigrada, Parachela, Macrobiotidae. The coding region runs from base 1 to 627 and encodes 208 amino acids. The transcript has 3 exons. The record is from RefSeq and is a predicted model, not a curated record. Gene Ontology annotation, biological process: DNA damage response. Gene Ontology annotation, cellular component: nucleus. Gene Ontology annotation, molecular function: metalloendopeptidase activity; polyubiquitin modification-dependent protein binding; single-stranded DNA binding.